This is a messenger RNA of Zingiber officinale, 1929 nucleotides long. RefSeq lists its product as uncharacterized. The record is from RefSeq and is a predicted model, not a curated record. Lineage: Eukaryota; Viridiplantae; Streptophyta; Magnoliopsida; Zingiberales; Zingiberaceae. Gene Ontology annotation, cellular component: nuclear pore transmembrane ring. Gene Ontology annotation, biological process: nuclear pore organization. The transcript has 4 exons. Gene Ontology annotation, molecular function: protein-macromolecule adaptor activity. The coding region runs from base 89 to 1732 and encodes 547 amino acids.
UGGGGGCUUUUGCCCAAUUUGAAUUGCUAAAAAUAUAACGCAACCAAAACCUGAGAGCCCUCAUUUUCCUUCGCCCCCCGGCUUCGCCAUGUCGUCGUCGUCUUCUACUUCCACUGGUAUUCCUCGAGAGCUUGUUAAGAAGCGUUGGCUAGGGUUUCUAAUCUGGCAGUCGAUCGCCUCCGCCGUUCUCCACCUUCCCAACUCCAUCUUCUUUCUCCGCCAACACCCCUCACCCUCCUCCCCAGCCGCCGUAUUCCUCCUCUCCUUCCUCGCCUUCCACCUCUCUCUUCUUCUCCUCUCUCUCGCCCUCUUUAUUGUCGUCUCUCCACACCCUGACCCAUCGGCUUCCCUCCCUGAGCUCGCGGCCGCAAGCUUCCGCUACCUCCUCAAAGCCCUUGUUGGCGGCUUCUCCCGUCCCUCCUUCACCGCCCACUUUUCCCUCCGGGCUCGGCGAUCGCUUGUAUCUGUCCUCUUCUUACUGAUAUGUUCCGCAGCUGGGUCCCUUAUUCUACUUGGCAUCUGUGGGUUACCACAGGUACUGGAUUUGGCGAGUCUGGUUGACAUAGGACUGAGAGGGGUGGUUUUUGGGCUGGUCUACUGCCUCCAUUAUAUUUAUAGGAAGAGAUGGGUCCUUAACUUUCCAAUCAUUCAGCGUCCUCUUUUCUACAGCUUCAAAGUUGGUCUAUCUUCUGCACUCAAGAGAGCUUUUAAGUUGUCAGUUCAAACACAUGUUUGGUCGUUCAUUAUAAUAUUACUCUUGCCCGAUCAAUUUAAGACCAUUAACAUGAUAGGAGAAUUCAUGGUUCAGCAGAUCAGAUUUUACAUUGGAACUUUAAUUGCUUCUAUUUGCUGGGAGAUAAGCCAUCACCUACUCCAGGUUGUACAUACCAGGAGGUGCAUGCUUGCUCCUCCCAAAGGAUCAGUUGUUGCAGAAAGAAAUCCUAGUGACUUUCUGCUAGAAAGUUUGGAACAAGACAACUCACACCUCAUACAGUAUCUUGCAUAUCUUGAUCUAUGUAUUGUAUCAGAAAGCAAUGCUGAAUCAUGGCGUCGUGCAGCCAUUUUUGAACAAACUGGUGAAACCUACAAAAGGGUUAUAAAUGUAUGCUUGAAGCCUCUGGAACAACUCAUAUCAAGACUUGCUGAAGGUUUUGAAGGUCUUUCCAUAGACAAUUCAGAUUGCUUGUCCAAACAAUUAAAUUCGCCUCUGGAUGUGAAAACUGACUUGAGUCUUCAUGAAGCUUUUAAUGAUUUUCAGAAAUGCUCAUGGUGUGCAAGGUCUCUAGGAGCAUUGACUGCAAGGUCUCAUUCGGAGGACAGAUAUGGGGUUGCUCAACUUACUGGUUGCAACAAAGCAGUUGUGACUACAUUGUUGUCUUGCUUGCUUGCGGUGGAGGCCUGCCUGGGAAAGAAAACUUGUGCUCCAUCAGCACACUUGCUGGGUGCUGCAAACAUCAGGUGGGCAACAUUUAAUGCGGGGAAAGGAUACGAAACGUUUGCAGUGGCUACUAAAAGAAAGAAACCCUUGCUGUAUGCUAAGGCAUAUGCCUUGGCUGAUGUUGUUAGAACAUCGCUUUACCAAAUUGUUUCUGCCUUUGAGAUUGAUAUGCAGGCAAAUGCAAGAAACUCAGUUUUGGAGAAGAAUUGGAUUAAUGAUGGGAAGCCUCUAUAUGGUACACGUGAGAUCCUUGUAUACAAGCUGCAUCUUUUUUUGGAAUAUCGUGCAAUCUAAAGAUACACUCGCUGUCACAUUACCAACUUGAUUGUCAGUGUGGAACAUUUCGCAUUUGUUGAUUUAACCCUUUUUACGGAAUUAUUAGAAUAUUUUCCUACGCUAGUGGAAGAUUUUUAUGUACAAGGCUUCAGGGGCGACCUACCAUGUAAAAGUCCCCCAUGUUCUGGUAUUAUUCUACAUAUCUUGUUCGACAA